CAAACAAAUCUAGUAAUAAAAUAAGUAAACGCCUUAACCUUAUAUUUUUUAAAGUUUGCAUUAAGCUGUUACCACGUGAAAACAUCAAAAAAUGUUUAAUUCUACUGAUCACGGUCUUUCUAAAGACUUUCGACUCACCAAUUUCUCGACUUUAAGAGGGUGAGGAUGUAAGUUGCCUGAAGCGGUACUCCUAAGGUAUCUACAGGAAACAGACAUUUUACAUAAAGUUGCUCACGAUGAAAACAAAAAGGAUAAGGAUGGAUUUAUUGGUUCUGGAAUGGAUUGUGCUGUUAUACCUUUGGCUCGCCACAAAAACUAUUUUCUCGUUCAAACUGUUGACUUUUUCUAUCCAUUAAUUAAUGAUCCCAAAAUAAUGGGCAAAAUAGCUUUAGCCAAUGUUGUAAGCGACAUGUAUGCGGUGGGUGUCACGACAUUUGAUAAACUGAAUAUGCUUGUUAGCGUUUCAACAGAAUUUUCAGAAUUGGAAAGGGAUGUUAUCGUACCACAAAUAGUUGAGGGAUUUCUCGAAUCGGCAAAGGAGGUCGGAAUUCGUGUACAUGUGCAGAGUGUUUCUUACAAUCCUUGGUGCAUAAUAGGCGGCAUAGCUAGCUCACUUUGUACUGAAGCAGAAAUUAUUAUGCCCUCAAAUGCUGUAGAUGGUGAUGCCAUUAUAUUAACUAAACCACUCGGUACACAACUAGCUACCAACGCCUAUAUUUGGAUGGAGGAGAAAAAUGAGAAAUAUCUUAAAAUAUCUGCACGUUUGAGUGAUAAUGACAUUAGGAAAACUUUCAACAACGCUGUUAAGUCAAUGACAUUCCUCAACAAGAUUGCCGCUCAACUUAUGCACAAAUAUAAAGCACAUGCUGCCACUGAUGUGACUGGUUUUGGUUUGCUCGGACAUGCAAAGAAUCUCGCUUGUUUCCAGAAAGAUAAAUUAUCUUUUGUAUUAAAUAAAUUGCCGAUUAUAGCGAAUGUAGUAACAAUUGGUGAAAUACUGGGACAAGAUCUUAAGCUAAAAAGUGGCAAAGCAGUGGAAACUUCUGGUGGCUUAUUAAUAUGCUUAUCAGCCGACAAUGCUAAAGCAUUUUGCGAGGAGUUCUUUAUGUUGAGCAAUAAAGAGCAACAAGCAUGGAUUGUUGGCAGUGUUAAGCGCGCCAAAGAACGAGAUGCGUGUCUUCAACCCAAUGCGGAAAUUCUUGAAGUUGAUCAAUAAAACUCAUCUUUUGUACACAAACUUAUUUACAAUGUAUUCAAGUUUCAACCAUAGUUGCUAUAAAGAGUGCGGGGUUCAAUUGAUGACGAGUUUUUCGUAAAGAUUUUAAAUCAUGAAAAGCUCUGAGAUAUUUUUGAUCCUUUAUUCGAUAUACAAAUUAUGGAUUGCGCUUAAAAUCUUGUUUCAUUACCAAAUUUUAAAAGUUAAGACAUUCAACUAGUGACGAGAUGUUUGUAAAGAUUUAUAUAUGCCGAAAUUUCCGAUAUAAUUUUGAUAUUAAAUUUUAUUAUGGUACACAAAUAAAUAAUUUAAUUUGAACGUAA
Messenger RNA from Bactrocera latifrons, 1539 nucleotides. RefSeq names its product selenide, water dikinase 2 (gene Sps2). The transcript has a single exon. Gene Ontology annotation, molecular function: selenide, water dikinase activity; ATP binding. Gene Ontology annotation, cellular component: cytoplasm. Gene Ontology annotation, biological process: L-selenocysteine biosynthetic process. Lineage: Eukaryota; Metazoa; Arthropoda; Insecta; Diptera; Tephritidae. The coding region runs from base 278 to 1216 and encodes 312 amino acids. The record is from RefSeq and is a predicted model, not a curated record.